This is a messenger RNA of Clunio marinus, 7042 nucleotides long. NCBI's taxonomy places the organism in Eukaryota, Metazoa, Arthropoda, Insecta, Diptera, Chironomidae. The record is from the annotation of a GenBank genome assembly.
GUUUCAAAUGUGUCCGCCUUACUCUUCCUUUUUGAUUUCUGUUUCUUUGAGUGCAACAUUGCUCGAAGUUUAAGAAAAUAAAAAAUAGUUCAGCGCUGGUCACAGGAGACUAACUCGACUAAUUAUGGCGGCAGUUGGUAAAGAUAUUGAUACAAAGCAACAACAAGCUGAGACUUCAACGGUUCAUCGUAUUCGCAUCGUUUUGACAGCAUGUAAUGUUCGCUCGCUUGAAAAAGUAUGCGCCGAUUUGAUUUCGGGAGCAAAGAAACAAAAGUUGCGUGUUAAGGGACCAAUUCGUAUGCCAACAAAUGUCUUGAGAAUCACGACACGUAAAACACCUUGCGGUGAAGGUUCAAAGACUUGGGAUCGCUUCCAGGCACUUCGUGACAAUCCUAAAGCAAUGGACGAUGAUAAGAACAAUGUGAAAUACGCGAAGUUGCUAACAGAAUACUCAAAACUACGAGCGCAGGCGAAGGUAUUAAAAAAUGCCGUACUCGAAGAAAAGAAUAAAGUAUCCGUUAUGCAAGAGUCAUUACGUAUAAAGGAUCAGAAUUUGCGACGAGCUGAAGCAGAACUGGAUUCUGUAAAUUUUCGGAAUAAACAAUUAGAACUCCGAGUUCAAGUGAUUCAAGAUGAUCUUCAGAAAACCGCUAAGAGCAGCGGGAGUAAAAAUAAUAAAAUGCGUGAUAAUCAAAUUACGGGAAAUGGUCAAAUUGAUCCGAUAAUUGCAGAAGAACUUCAAAAACGUAUCAUGGAAAAUGCUCAGUUGGCAUCAGCGAUUUCAGACAAAAACAAUGAAAUUGAAAUGUAUACAAGUCGUAUAAAAGAUUUAGAAACGCAAUUGUCAAAGCAUAUUCAUGACCAUUCAGAAUCAGAAAAGAAGCUGCGCAAAGAAAUUGAGGUGCUAUCAUUGAAAUCAACAGAACUGGAAACAAAGAUAAUUGAAUCGACAAGCCAAGUAGGAAGUGAAAGCGAUGCUGUAAGUUUGGCAAGUGACUCAACACUUCCACUUCAUUUGACCACCUCAUCUGAUGAAAGAAUUGCUUUUCUUGAAAAGGAACUCAAUCAUUAUCGCACACAAUACGAGUUGAUGAAGAUCAACGAUGCAUUACGAAUGGAUGAGAAUUUAAUAACUCAACACAAUUUAUUGCAAAACAACAAUCAACCAAGGAAAGUUUUGUCAUCGCAAUCGUCAACUUCAUCGUCAAUGUCCACCAACAAUAAUCACUCGACUCUUGUUAAUUAUCCUACAAGUAAUCACAGUAGUGGUAGCGGAAGUAAAUCAUCGCCAUGUCAGAAUAGUAAAUGUUUGCCCGAGCCUGCUUCGAAAUGUGAUGAUGACCCUAAUGAGCCAAUAACUCGAGAUCAACUCGUUUAUGAUUAUUUCAGCAAACGUUUUGAUGAACUUUUCAAUGAAAAGUGUAAAGCUGAAUCCAAAGUUGUCAACUACAUGACUGAAUGUGAUUCUUUACGUUCUAACAUCGAAUUAUGGCUAGAUGAUAUUCAGGAGAAGGAUCGUAUUUUAAAAGAAUCUCAAGCAUCGUUUGAACGCCUUGAAGAAGACUUCAUAACGACUCGUGUGAACUACGAGGAGCAGAUUUGCGUGUUGACUGAUCAGGUUCUUCAUUUGAAUGAUCGAAAUAGCACCAACAAUUGGUAUUUUCUCGAAAACCAAAAGCGAAACGAUGACGGGUCAACGUUGUUGCAGGACGAACAAAGGGACAAAAAGAGAACUGAAGACUUCAUAUCAAAUGAGCUUCAUGCGAUGUCAACAUUGAGUCUUUACGAAGACGACGUGGUCGAUAAAGUCGUCGCUAGGGAAGCUGAUAAGGCAUCGGGUGAGAACAGUCCGCUAGGAACGUCGUUGCAUUCUUCAAUGAAGUUUGAGAGUGAACCAUAUGAAAGGGAAGUCGAGACAGUAACAUCGACUGGCGUCGAAUAUCGCAUUAACAUCCCGCCAAGCGUCGAUGUCGCAGAUUAUCCACAGAAUCCCUAUGUGGGGAGGGAAAUAAAAAACUCUUCGCUCUACUUUGAAGAUGGGGAGAGGUCAGUGGACUUUGUGCUUGUUUGGAAAAAGUUAAUGCCGUCUCCUGACGAUGAAAAAAAUGAAAUUUUACGACAAAAAGAGAUCGAAGAACUUACUAAGAAAGAAAGUGAAAGAGAAGAGAGACGGGAAGUGUUUGAAGAGAAUUUAAUUCAUGAACAUUUAGAAAUCGAAAGGGAAAUCAUCGAUGAUGAAAUAAAUUUCGUGAAAAUUCAUGCACCACUUGAAGUACUUCGUACAUACGCUGAAAUUCUUAAACUUCGUCUGCCGAUGAAAGAGUCGCUAUGUAUACAACAAAUUGUUGAAAAGGAUGAAGAUGAAAAGGAAACAAUCACAGAAAAAAAUAUCAAAGAAAAGAUCCGAGGGCUUACAACUUUUAAAGACAAAUCGGAACCGUUCCUUAAAGGACCGUGGAAGUAUAUCGUAAAGAAAAUAAUGGUUGAUGAAAAGAAUUUCCCUCCGAUUUCACACAGAUUCACUGCCGUAUACUCUCGUGAUAAGGAGUAUCUCUUCGAUCUCAAACAGUCAUCGUUUUUUAACUCGAAUAUUCGUGCGAGAAUUGUACAAUUCAUCUUAGACCGCCAAACAUAUUCACGUGACUCUGAACACGAUUAUUCUUUUGGAAUCGACAGACUCGUAAAUGAUGGAACUUAUUUCGCCGCUUAUCCAUUACAUGAUGGUGAAAUCACUACUAAAGGUUCUACAAGGCAUUUAUUAUACACUAAAUGGGCAACAAUGAAGAAGUGUUGGCAAUAUCAACCUUUGGAUUACAUCAAAAAUUACUUUGGUGUUAAGAUUGGAAUUUAUUUUGCUUGGCUUGGAUUUUACACGUACAUGUUAACACUUGCAUCUAUUGCUGGUGUUAUAAGUUUCAUUUAUUCACUCCAAUGGAUGCACAACAAUCCCAUCAGUCAUCAAAUAUGCCAAAACAACCACACAAUCAUCAUGUGCCCUUUAUGUGACCGCCAAUGUGAUUAUUGGGAUCUUAAAGAAACAUGUUUACAAACACGUGUGACGUCAUUAUUUGACAAUCCUGUGACUGUCAUCUUUGCUGUCAUCAUGUCAUUUUGGGCUGCAUUAUUUCUGGAACAUUGGAAACGUUAUUCAGCUGAAAUUACUCAUCGUUGGGAUUUGACAGGGUUUGACGUGCAUGAAGAACAUCCAAGACCUCAAUAUCUUGCAAAAUUGAAAACAAUAAGGAAGAAACAAGAUUAUGUGACGAAUGCGAAUGAACCGAAUGUUCCAUUUUGGAGAAUGAAAUUACCAGCGACACUCUUCAGUGUUUCAGUUGUGCUUCUUUUAAUUCUUGUCGCACUUGCGACCGUCAUUGGUGUUGUUCUUUAUCGAAUGAGUGUUAUGGCAUCAAAAGCAUUCAGUGACAUGGAUACAUCGAUCGCAAUUCUAAUCACAACAUCAACAGCUGCAAUCAUUAAUCUCGUGAUGAUUUUCAUUCUCAACUAUCUCUAUGAAUAUCUCGCUGAAUGGUUGACAGAAAUGGAAUUGUUAAGAACACAAACUGAAUUUGAUGACAGUUUAACAUUGAAGAUUUAUUUGUUGCAAUUUAUCAACUAUUAUGCAAGUAUUUUUUACAUUGCAUUCUUUAAAGGGAAAUUUAUUGGCACGCCAAAGAGUUACAACAGAUUCUUCGAUAAUCGACAGGAAGAAUGUGGACUUGGUGGAUGUUUGAUGGAGUUGAUGAUACAACUUGCCAUUAUUAUGAUCGGCAAGCAAUUCAUGAAUGCUUUGCUUGAGAACUUUUGGCCACUUCUUUUGAAGUACAUUAAUUCGUAUAAGUUGAGAACAGGAAAAAAACGAGAACGGUCAUUAAAGUCAAGAGGUCAACGAUAUGUCAGAGACUUGAAGCUGGUUGAAUUCGGUUCAAGAGGAUUAUUUCCUGAAUAUCUUGAGAUGAUCUUGCAAUAUGGAUUUGUGACAAUUUUUGUAGCAGCUUUUCCAUUAGCACCACUCUUUGCAUUGAUCAACAACAUUUGUGAGAUGAGAUUUGACGCGAAGAAACUUUUGGCUUAUUAUCGACGACCAGUCUUUGCACGUGUCAGAAAUAUUGGAAUUUGGUAUCGAAUUUUAGAUUCUAUCAGUAAAUUAUCAGUCAUUACCAAUGGAUUCAUCAUUGCCUUCACCAGUGACUUCAUACCUCGACUUGUUUAUGUUCUUUAUUACUCUCCAACUGGAAAUCUUGACGGUUACAUUGAAUUCUCACUUGCAAGGUUCAACACAUCACAAUUCAAACACGACACAGCACCAACUAAUCCUGGAAUUGCAAAUGUCACUGAAUGUCGGUAUCAGGAUUAUCGUUAUGGCCCAGAACAUCCAGAAGCUUAUGAGAGAACUUCAGUUUUCUGGAAUGUGAUGGCAGCACGCAUGAUUUUUGUGGUCAUUUUUGAGAACGCUGUGGCUGUCGUUAUGAUCCUAGUUAGAUGGUUGAUUCCUGAUAUUUCUGCUGAACUUCGCGAUCAAAUAAGGAGAGAAGCUUACAUAACAAAUGAAAUAAUCAUCAAACAAGAAGCUUUACGAGCAACUCAAGCUGCAUCAGCGAGGCAAUUAAUAAGCCAAUCAGCAUGGAAUCAUUUGCUUGGAAGCAACCUUUCAGGCUCUCAAUUCGAUCUUCUCAUUGAUUCUGAACAACAAACGCGUACAAAAGAUCACUUUAGAAAGCGAAAUUCAAACUCGAAAAGAACUCAAUCGUUUCUAGAUGAAGAAUCGUCGAAUAAUAAUAAUUUAAGAGAAAAUGAAUCAAAAGAGGAGACGGACACGCAAUAUGUGAUAGAAAUGGUUGAUGCCAUGAAGAAGGUCGCCUCAACUGAUGUUGAAUUGACAGUUGAAGAGCGCAAUUUGCUGUCAGUCGCUUACAAAAAUGUCAUUGGCGCACGUCGUGCAUCCUGGCGUAUAAUUUCGUCAAUCGAACAGAAAGAGGAGAACAAAGGAGUUGAAGAGAAACUUGAAAUGAUCAAAAACUACCGUUCACAAGUGGAGAAAGAACUUCGCGACAUAUGUUCAGAUAUCUUAGAUGUUUUGGACAAGCAUCUGAUACCUUGCGCCACAACCGGCGAAUCGAAAGUAUUCUACUAUAAAAUGAAAGGCGAUUAUCAUCGUUAUUUGGCUGAAUUUGCAACUGGUAAUGAUCGUAAGGAAGCCGCCGAAAAUUCACUAGUAGCUUACAAAGCUGCAAGCGAUAUCGCAAUGACCGACUUACCACCCACACAUCCAAUCCGAUUGGGACUCGCAUUGAACUUCUCUGUCUUCUACUACGAAAUUCUCAAUGCUCCCGAUCGUGCCUGUCGACUCGCAAAAGCAGCAUUUGACGAUGCCAUCGCCGAAUUGGAUACACUCAGUGAAGAGAGCUACAAAGAUUCAACACUUAUUAUGCAAUUACUAAGAGAUAACUUGACUCUUUGGACGUCAGAUAUGCAGGGCGAUGGUGAAGGAGAACAGAAGGAGCCCAUCCAAGACGUUGAGGAUCAAGAUGUGUCAAAUAAGUCGAUGAAAAAGAAAAAAAAUGAAGCAAGAAUGAAUGAAAGGAAACCGGAAAUUUGUUAUGGUUUUCAAGCGGCGAUCAUUCUCGCCGACACAGAAGUCAAAGCCCGCCGUUCAAAAAAAAAAUACUGUAGAAAGACUAAAACAAUCAAAAUGGCAAAUGGAGAAGAGAAAAUGGAAAUUGAAAUGAUUGGUGACAAUGAUGAAAUAGAAUCAGAUGAUGGAAAUGAGUCUGGAAAUGACGAUGAAGUUUAUUUGCCGAAUAAAAAACCAUUGGCUGAGGACGAAGAACUUGUUUGUGAUGAAAGUGCUUACAUUAUGCUUCACUCUGCAUCGACAGGUGCACCAUGUUUAAGUUUUGAUAUUGUUAAAGAUAAAAUGGGCGUAAGAGAGAAAUUUCCAAUGACUUCUUAUAUCGUUGCUGGAACUCAAGCUGCUGCUUCUCAUAUUAACAAUGUCAUUGUUAUGAAAAUGAGUAAUUUGCAUCGCACCAGCAAAGAGAAAGAAGAUGGUGAUUCUGAUCUUGAAAGUGACAUGUCUGAUGAUGAAACUGAAGGAGAAGAAAUUGAAGAGAAAAAACCAAAAAUGUCUUGCGCCCUCUUAAACCAUGUCGGAUGUGUUAACCGCAUUAGAUCCAGUGAAGUUAAUAAUCAGACAUUCAGCGCAAGUUGGAGCGAAACUGGAAAAGUUUUCAUCUUCAACAUUACAGAUCAGUUGAAAGCUGUUGAUGAUUCAGAUCUGUUAAAGAAUUACGAAGACACAAAUCAGAGUUUACUUGUGAAACCAGUUUUUGUGUUUCGUGGUCACCGAUCCGAAGGAUAUGGAAUUGAUUGGAGCUCAACAGAACCUGGUGUACUUGCUACAGGUGAUUGUCAAAAAGAUAUUCACAUUUGGAAGCCAACCGAUGAUGGUUCAUGGACUGUAAAUCAAACUCCACUCAUCGGCCACACUUCGUCAGUUGAAGACAUCCAAUGGAGUCCUAACGAACGUAACGUCCUUGCAACAUGCUCAGUUGAUAAAUCAAUUCGUAUUUGGGAUACUCGUGCUGCUCCUCAAAAAGCUUGUAUGUUGACAGCUGAGAAUUCUCAUGAAAGUGAUGUUAAUGUUAUCAGCUGGAAUAAAACUGAACCGUUUAUUGCAAGUGGUGGUGACGACGGAGUUCUUAAAGUAUGGGAUUUAAGGCAUUUCCAAAACAAUACACCAAUCGCUACAUUCAAACAUCACACAAAUCACAUUACAACAGUUGAGUGGAAUCCAAAUGAAUCAACUGUCCUUGCUUCAGGUGGUGACGAUGAUCAAAUUGCUUUAUGGGAUUUGUCAGUUGAACGAGACGACAAUGACACGAGUCAAAACGAUCCUCAACUUCGUGAUCUUCCACCUCAACUUCUCUUCAUUCAUCAAGGACAAAAAGAGAUUAAAGAACUUCACUGGCAUCCACAACUACCUGGCGUUAUUCUUUCAACAGCUCACAGUGGUUUUAAUGUUUUCAAAACUAUAAGCGUUUAA